Nerophis ophidion (straightnose pipefish) is the source of this 3715-nucleotide messenger RNA. It is a transcript of the gene lrrc28, whose product is annotated as leucine rich repeat containing 28. Bases 191 to 1603 code for a protein of 470 amino acids. The record is from RefSeq and is a predicted model, not a curated record. Gene Ontology annotation, molecular function: protein binding. The transcript is spliced from 12 exons. Lineage: Eukaryota; Metazoa; Chordata; Actinopteri; Syngnathiformes; Syngnathidae.
UCCACUCCGUUGGCAGCGGUUGCGUUAUCUUUUUAGUUUGGCUUUACACGUUUGUAAAUAUUUUCACCCCCCGUCAUGUCAGUGUGUGUAAUUAAAACAUGUUAGUCAUUCACAACUGAGCGCUUUUCUACCUUAAAGGGACUCAAAGCGCUUUGACACUACUUCCACAUUUACCCAUUCACACACACUGAUGGAGGGAGCUGCCAUGCAAGGCGCCAACCAGCACCCAUCAGGAGCAAGGGUGAAGUGUCUUGCUCAGGAUACAACGGACGUGACAAGGUACUCAAAGCGCUUUGACACUACUUCCACAUUUACCCAUUCGCACACACUGAUGGAGGGAGCUGCCAUGCAAGGCGCCAACCAGCACCCACCAGGAGCAAGGGUGAAGUGUCUUGCUCAAGGACACAACGGACGUGACGAGAAAGACAAUGGUGGCGUAGUGGCCGGGCAGGAAGGAGAAGAGGUCUUCCCAAAGAUGGCCACUGAGCUCCAUGAGGCGAUAGUCAUGGCCAAGCAGGAGCGCCACAAAAAUCUCUUCCUCAACUACAGAAAUCUGAACCAUUUCCCAGUGGAUCUGCUCAAAGAUGAAGGCCUGCAGUUUCUGGAGAGGCUUUACAUGAAGAGGAACUUGCUCACUACGUUGCCUGACAAUCUUCCACAGAAGUUACCAAAUCUAAUAGAACUGUAUUUGCACUCUAACAACAUAGUGCUUAUUCCGGAAGCAAUUGGAAACUUGGCCCGUCUGCAGUCACUGGACCUGAGCAACAACGCCCUCCAGCUGCUGUGUCCGGAGGUGGGCCGACUGAGGACGUUACGCCACCUGAGGCUGUCCAACAACCAGUUGAAGUGCCUCCCGCCAGAGAUUGGCGACCUGCAUGAGCUGGAGACUUUGGACGUGUCCAUGAACCAGCUCAUGUCCCUCCCCGAUCGUCUGCACCGCUGCAUCUCUCUGCAGAGCCUCAGCGCCGACCACAACCUGCUGAGCCAGGUUCCCCGCCACCUCUGCUGGCUGCACCGCCUCAACCAGCUCUCCAUGGCGGCCAACCGCCUCACCUUCCUGCCACUCGAUCUGGGGCGAUCACGGGAACUCCAGUUUGUAUUUGUGGACAACAAUGUGGACCUGAAGGGCCUACCGUCUUACUUGUACAACAAGGUCAUCGGCUGCAGCGGGUGUGGCGUGUCGCCACAUGUGCUCACCGGCGAGCUGGGCGACUCUCUGGAUGAGGAUCUGAGCAAAGGUCUGGUUGGGCUGCCCGCUGAUGUCAAGGUGGUCACCUCAGAGGCAGACAACGUGGUUCCCUUAGAGGAGCUCGCCAUGAGAACACUACACCGCCUCUUCCACCAGCAACGCAACCACCAUCGCCGCCACACAGAUGUCAACUUCCUGCCUCCCAUGGCUCUGCCAAAGAGUUUUCUUGACCUGCUGCAGUUCCCGCUAGGUCACUGUCACCGCUGCAGCCAAGCCAUGUUCACCAUCAUCUACCCCAAACUCUUCCCACUGCGUCACACCGCCCUGGCAGGCGUGCACCGCAGGGCAACCGUCAGUUUUGUAGCGUACUGCUGCUCCAAGCGCUGCCUACGAACAUUUAACCUCCAAGGAUGACGUCGCUGCUUUCUUUAGUCUCCUCCCAUUCUGUAGCCAGUGGACUUACGUAAGUGCCAGAAAGGCAGAGGCGGAUGUUUGGUGGCGCUCACGGCAGUCUUGAGGACACGUGCGUGCGUAAUUAUGAACUCCUUAUGUGAACAUUGCACUUUACUGUGCAUGUUGAUUUGAUGACCUGUGUUUGUGUGUUUGUGUGUGUGUGUGUGUGUGUUUUCUUGUAUUUCUACCCUUCUUGAGACAUCAACAAGGAAAACUAGCUUCCAUAUGAGGGGGUGUGAACAAGUUAGGACAUAAAUCACGGUUCAAAUACGGAAAACCAUCGCGUCAAAUAGAGAAUGUCUCAUUUGCAACCCUGGUGGCGAAAUCUAUCAAAAUUAGGGUGGUCCCAAAAAGGAGGGAUUUUUCAAAUUGACUGUGUGUUGCUUUUAAAAGUGCUUCCCCACUGUUCAACAUAUGACAUAACAAGUGUGUGUAAGAAAUUGAAAUACAUCCCAUUUGGCCAAAAUAAAUAAAAAACAUAAAAAAAUAUAUGUAUAUAGAGACAUACUUAAAUAACUUCAAGUAAAUAAUGAAGAUUGAAAACCAAUUACAUUCUAAAAACUAAAAGCAGUCUUUUUUCACACAAUGUCUCGACUUUUUUCUCAUAAAAUUGGGAACAACUUCUCAUAUUCUGUUACUGUAAUAUUGCAAUAUUUUCUUGUAAAAUUAUUGCUUUUUUAUUUAAGUUAUUUCUUGUUGUUGCAAAAUGGUGACAUUUGUCAUAUAACAUUUCGACUUUUAUCACAAUAUUGGCAAUUGUUUUGUUGUUCUUGUGAAAUAGUGACAUUUUUUGAGUUAAAUUCAAUCUUAUUUUAAUAUUGCCAAAAAUGGUAAGUUUUCUUAUAAAACUGUGACUUGUCGAGUAAAAUGACUCUUCAUACAAUUUACACAAUUUUAAGCUUUUCUUGUAAAAUUGCGACUGUUGUUCAGUAAAAUUCCAACUUUUCUCAUAAUACUGCACGAAAUUCAGUUUUUCUUGUAAAAUUUUGACUUGCGUUGAAUAAAAUUACGACUUUUAUUAUGAUACUAGAAGGAAGCAUUUUUUGGAGGUCUCAAAAAGGUAACAAAUACAAGAAAGUGUGUGUGUGUGUGGGUGUGUGUGUGUGUGUGUGUGCCAACUAUGAAAAGACCAUGAUUUAAACCCCAACUCACCUAAGAGCACUUUAACAUUUUACUUUUCAGGCACACUUUUGAUGGAAAGGUUAAGUUGGAAGAAUGUGAAUGAAGUUGAUGUCUUGGUAGCACACACAAACACACACACAUACACAAUGUUUAACACACAAAAAGAAGAAACCUCAGGGAAAGUUCAAGUGGACCGUCUUAUUAUUUUGGACACAGUUGAACGCAAGGAGAGUCAAAUGAAAGAUCUAUGGCCCCUGGGAUGAUAUUUGAUUAGUAUUAGAAGCGGCCCGCAGGCCACGGACGCCAACUGCUGUUUUACACGCACCAAUUUUCAAAAUGGGGUCCCAGGGACCCCAUCAUGUCAUAAAAAUGGGGUCACACAGUGCAUUUUUGGGGUCCCACUUUUUUGUAACCAUUUUGGAAAUAAAUGAUAAAUGUAUGUAUUAUCCUGUUACAUCUCACAUUCUAUAUUGUGUUUUGGAAAAAAAAUUGUCAUAAACGUUAAUUCAUUAAAAACAAAUACAAAAAAAAUGUAUUCAGUUAUAAACAUUCAUUCACUUUCUUCGUUCUUUCAUGGAUCUAAACUUUACCGCUGCCGUAUUUUUUUCUAUAUUUUUAUUGUCAUAUUUUCAGAAUGUGUUUGUUCUGUUUUUGGCCAAAGAAAACAAUCUGAAGUUGUCUUUGUUUUUUAGUUUUAAUGCCAUGAUUUUAAUAGUUGGGCCCGCGAGUGUACAGAUUUUCCUCCAUGCGGCCCCUGAGCUAAAAUGAGUUUGACACCACUGAUUUAAGCAUUGUGAACUUCUCUUUUCCGCCAGAGGUCCUCCAUCCCCCUUUUAAAACGGCACCGGUAAAGAAGUGUUGUUUGGACUCACAUUUUUACUUACUGUCUGUCUGACUUUGAACUUUUAUUUGGACAAAGAAAUUUACAAAUAAAACAUUGUUUUAAAACUU